AUCAUAGGAUUCCUCUGCACUCUGUCUAUUGACUCCUCCCUCAUUCCCGUCGCGUCUCUUCUCUGCUCAUCGAAAGUGUUGGCAGCUAGCUCAACCUGUGUGUCUAGGGUUCUUGGUGAUGGAAGCGCGGUGAUUCGAUGGCGACAAGGCUUCUGGAUUUGCCGCCGCUGGUUCUGCGGCGGGGGCGCGAGCUGGACUGCGGGAAGGCGGGGAGGAAGGGCGGGAGGUUUGGCCGAGUCAGGGGGAGUCGGGGUCGGAUCUGGUGCUGCUGCUCGAGCAUCGCAUUCCAAUUGUUCUCUCCCUUCCUCAGUCUGCUCUCACCUCCAAAUUGCUCGCUGAAACGCCUCCUCCAAUCAUCUCGGCCUCGACGCUAGCCGGUUGUCGAAUCCCACGCCAAGAAGAGCACCUAUUCUCCCUUCCUCUGCUUAGCUAAUGUUAAUUCCUUUUACUGAAUAUUGUCCAUUUCGUUGUGGCUAUUCCGCCUCCAAACUGCUCGUUGAAAUGCUUGCUCCAAUUUCUGCUCAUUUUCGAUUUCGGGUAGGGGGAAUCGGUUGGGGUUUCCUUGAAAAUUUCUUAAACCCGUGCAACCGGCCGGUUCUGAUAACAGUGCUUGGGUCUCCGUUUCCCUUCCAGAUCCUUCUCUCUCCCUCUCAACCAUUACGAAAAUUCUGCUAUCCACUCUCAUUUGAAAAGCAAAUUUGCCAAAAAAAAUCAAAUCGCAUUUAUAAAGCCAUUCCCUACAAACUGCAAUUGCAACUCUGCAGCUCUCCCUUCGAGCACGGUAGAGCACCUUACAGAAAGGUAUCUCCAGUUCUUUCCUUAGCCAAUUUCAAUAAGGUUUUCUAUAUGCAUUUCAUUGUUAAUCGUUAUGUUGAGUUUGAGUUUUCUCGAUUGAUUCGCUUUCAAUUGGCUCUUUGCAUAGCGAUGGGCAAUUGGACCCUCUAAAUUUGUUGCUUGCUUGCUCAGAGUUCUCUAUUUGUUGCUUGCUCUAAGUUCUCUUUGAGCAAAAGGUAAGUAGGGGUAGGACACUUUACAUAAAGUUGCCCCCCUAAUCCUUUUCCUUACUGUAAUAAGCAUACUUCAAACUUCCUAUUGGAAAUAUAACUUUUGAUGCAUGAUUGUGGUUUUAAAUAAACUCACUUUUUAUUAUGGAGUUUACAGAAAAAAAUUAUAGUUCAAAUUGAGAAAAUUGAGUUUAGCAGGAAAGAUUUUUGUUUUUGUCAAAGAAAAAAUAUAAUUGAAAUUUGUUUAAAUAGUCCUUUUAAUUUUUUUUUUUGAAGUUUUUUGUGGAUAUACAUUAUAUAGCUGUUUAUGUCAUUUCAUUUUCUUAGAAAUGUCUUCUAUUUUGUAAGAAUGCAUCCUUUCAUUGAUGAAAGUUUUUUCUGAGUUGCCACUGUUAGAUUUUGGUGCUUUUCGUCAAGUCAAAUAUGGACUUAGUUACUGUAUAUUAUUUUUGUUUGAGUACAUCAAGGUGCUCCAUGUUUUAUUUUGUGAAAAUGCUGAAUAUCCCAUUUCUGUUGCAGAAAAAAGGAUUGGAUGAACUCAUGAUGUCAUAAUUCCAGCUAUUUAGUUUAGUUCUGAAUCUAGUCAAAUCACAGAGUGAGAAAGAUCUUUAAGUAAGCAGUGGCUUCUUUCAAAGCUCAAGCAACUUGUGACUUCUGUCGCUUUGUGUACCGGAGGAUUGGCUCCUUAACCUGCAGAAACACAAGAAAUGCGGUAUCUCAUCGUUUAAUGAAAUUGAAAGAAAUCUUGAGCCUGUGCAGAGUCCAUUCUUAUUCUUAAAUGGAGGAUCUGAGAGUUACCGUGCUCGUCUUCCUCGGGCGUUUAUCUUGGGUUGACCUGCUACAAAGAACGGUGUCCCCCUCUUCGCCAUUUGGGGUGCCAAUGUUUGCUCGGGCAUUGCCAUUCCCGGGGACGAAUUAUUGUCAUUCCAAUCCUUGAUGAGAACAGAGAGUUAGAUCAACCCAGCUAGCUAGGCAAAGAUGGAUCCAUCCACAAGAAAACUCCAUGCCCUCUGCCUCCCUAGCCCUGCUCAGAGCCACAUCGGCACCAUGCUGAAACUCGCGAAGCUCCUCCACCACCGGGGCAUCCAUAUUACCUUCGUCAACACGGAGUUCAACCACAGCCGCCUGCUCAGGUUAGCCAAAGGAGGCCCGACCUACCUCGAUCGCCUCCCUCCGGAUUUCCAGUUUGUUGUCAUCCCUGACGGGCUUCCUCCCUCGGAGUCGGACGCGACCCAGGACCUCAAGACCAUGUGCGACUCCGUGAGGCACCACUUGGUGGCCCCCGUCUGCAGCCUCAUCGGGGAUCUGAAUGAGAGGGCGGCUUCUGACCCGACGCUCCCACGGGUGUCCUGUAUCGUGGCGGAUGGUUUCAUGACAUUCUCGGCCUGCCCUGCUGGUGAAAAAUUCGGGAUCCCUGUCGUGAACUUGUUUACCAUUUCAGCUUGCUCCCUCAUGGGAUUUAUGCAACUCCACCAGCUUAUGGAGAAAGGCUUCAUUCCACUGAAAGCAGAUGAGACCUAUUUAACAAGCUGCUACUUGGACACAACAAUCGACUGGAUUCCAGGCAUGAAAAGCUUAAGGCUCCGCGACCUUCCAAGGUUCUUCCGCAGUAUGGACCCCGAUGACAUCUUGUGUAACUUCUGCAAAGAUACCACCGCGAGAGCUGAUAAAGCUGAUGCGACGAUCAUUCACACAUUCGAUGCGCUCGAAUCAGAUGUUCUUGGUGCUUUGUCGGUAUUGUUACCGAGGCCGGUUUAUGCAAUCGGCCCAUUCGAACUGCUUCUCGAUCGGAUUCCGGAGCGCAAGAACAGUCUCAAGCACAUUGCGUGCAAUCUAUGGGAGGAGGACAUAGAGUGUCUCCAAUGGCUCGACUUACAGAAACCCAAAUCUGUCCUUUACGUGAACUUUGGAAGCGUCGUAUUCUUGACGCCAGAACAGCUAGUCGGGUUCGCUAUGGGAAUGGCUGACAGCGAACAUCCAUUCUUAUGGAUAAUUCGGUCUGACUUGGUGAGCGGGGACACCGCAAUUCUCCCUCCGGGGUUCAUCGAGAAAACGAAAGGGAGGGGGUUUAUUUGUGACUGGUGCCCUCAGGAGGAAGUGCUCAAGCACCCUUCCACCGGCGCAUUCUUAACUCACUGCGGGUGGAACUCGACUAUCGAGGCCCUGACUGCUGGGGUCCCUAUGUUGUGUUGGCCCUGUCAAGGCGACCAACCGACCAACUGUAGAUACAGUUGCACGGAAUGGGAGGUCGGGUUGGAGAUUGACAGUAAUGUGAAGCGAGAUGGAGUGGAGAGGCUCGUGAGGGAGUUGAUGGAAGGAGAGAGAGGGAAGCAUUUGACGGAUAGAGCCAUGGAAUGGAAGAAACUCGCAAUUGGGGCGACCGAACCGCAUGGUUCAUCGUCCGUGAAUCUAGAUAAUCUGUUUUACAAUGUUCUGUCUAGAUGAAUUUUGUCUAGUCAAUAAUCCUCUUAAAUUCCAAGUGACAUGAACAUUCAGUUUCUAUUGAUUUAUAUUGUGUGUUUAUAUAUAAGAAAAGUGACAUGUUUUCUAUAUUAAA
Messenger RNA from Punica granatum (pomegranate), 3561 nucleotides. The record is from RefSeq and is a predicted model, not a curated record. Lineage: Eukaryota; Viridiplantae; Streptophyta; Magnoliopsida; Myrtales; Lythraceae.